Messenger RNA from Aspergillus steynii IBT 23096, 1593 nucleotides. RefSeq names its product C-22 sterol desaturase erg5 (gene erg5). Gene Ontology annotation, molecular function: monooxygenase activity; oxidoreductase activity, acting on paired donors, with incorporation or reduction of molecular oxygen; heme binding. Gene Ontology annotation, biological process: sterol metabolic process. The transcript has 3 exons. Bases 1 to 1593 code for a protein of 530 amino acids. The record is from RefSeq and is a predicted model, not a curated record. NCBI's taxonomy places the organism in Eukaryota, Fungi, Ascomycota, Eurotiomycetes, Eurotiales, Aspergillaceae.
AUGGCCAGCGUCAAUGGGAGCUUCGCCUCCCCUGCCGCGGAUGCGACUGUCACUCCCCGGCUGUUUCAGGCCGGGGGCCUCGUCUCUUCUUACCUCGAGGGUCUCAAUGCCUGGAAGGCGAUUCUAACCUUGUUCCUGGCUGCCGUGAUCUAUGAUCAGAUGCGAUACUUCUGGCAAAAGGGCUCGAUUGUCGGACCCUCAUGGAAGAUGCCUUUCAUGGGCCCGUUCCUUCAAUCCGUCAAUCCGAAAUUCCAUGAGUACAAGGCCAAAUGGGACAGCGGAGAAUUGAGCUGCGUCUCCGUCUUCCACAAAUUCGUCGUCAUUGCCUCCACUCGUGACAUGUCUCGGAAGAUCUUCAAUUCGCCCACCUAUGUCAAGCCUUGUGUGGUGGAUGUCGCGCACAAGCUGCUCGGCAAGACCAACUGGGUGUUCUUGGAUGGAAAGGACCACGUCGAGUACCGCAAGGGUCUGAACGGACUGUUUACCCGCCAGGCGCUCUCUUGCUACCUUCCCCGCCUGGAGGAGGAGUACAACAAGUACUACAAGUACUUCCUCGAGAAGUCCGAAGCGGAAAAGCAUGCGCCUACUCCGUGGAUGCCCGAAUUCCGCGAGCUCAUGUGCGCCGUCUCCUGCCGUACCUUUGUCGGCCACUACAUCACCGACGAGGCCAUCAAGAAGAUCGCCGACGACUACUACAUGAUCACUGCCGCCCUGGAACUGGUCAACUUCCCCUUUAUCCUGCCCUACACCAAGGCCUGGUACGGCAAGAAGGCUUCGGAUAUGGUGCUGGAGGAAUUCGCCAAGUGCGCGGCCAAGAGUAAGGCGCGCAUGGCCGCCGGCGGAGAAGUCAGCUGCAUCAUGGACGCCUGGGUCAAGGCUCAGCAGGAUUCCGCCAAGUAUCGCGAGAAGAUCGCCCAGGGUAUCCAGGUCGACUCCAGCGAGAAGCCUUCUCAGGUCCUCCGUGAUUUCAGCAAUUUCGAAAUUUCUCAGACCAUCUUCACUUUCCUGUUCGCCUCCCAAGAUGCCACCAGCGCCGCCUCUACUUGGCUCUUCCAGCUCAUGGCCGACCGCCCCGAGGUCUUGGACAAGGUUCGCGAGGAGAACUUGCGUGUUCGCAACGGCGACAUCGAUGCUCCCCUGACCAUGGAUCUGCUCGACAAGUUGGAAUACACUCGCGCCGUGGUCAAGGAGACCCUUCGGUACCGCCCUCCCGUCAUCAUGGUUCCGUAUCUGGUCAAGAAGGAUUUCCCCAUCACCGACAAGAUCACCGUGACCAAGGGCUCCAUGAUCAUUCCCUCCGUCUGGCCUGCCACUCACGACGAGGAGGCCUACCCCAACCCCGAUUCGUUUGACCCGGAUCGGUGGAUCUCGGGCACCGCCGAACAGCACCCCAAGAACUGGCUCGUGUUCGGCACGGGCCCUCAUUACUGCCUUGGACAAACCUAUGCUCAGCUGAACCUGAUGGCCAUGAUUGGCAAGGCCAGUCUCGAGAUGGACUGGGAGCAUUUCCCUACCGAGAAGUCCGAGGACAUCAAGGUGUUUGCCACGAUUUUCCCUCAGGUAUGUUUUCCCACCUCUUCCAGCAGUCAAUAA